AUUUUGGGUUCAAAUCUGCGUGUUUUCAUGUUUUGUUGCGCGUAUUCUCUUGAAUACUGCGAAACUAUUGGUGCAAACAAUUUUUGAUUUCGGGAAGUAACGGGCUGUGUCAAAAUGCGUUUAAAAGUUGUUGUGAGGGUACGACCCAUGUCCCAAAGAGAGAAGCAAUGUGGAUCAAAAAAGAUAGUAACAGUGGAAAGCAACAAUUUAGCCAUCACCAAUAUUAAAGUACCAGAACAAAAUGCAGGCGACAGCAGGGAAAGGAUUAGAAGAUUUGCGUUUGACUACUGCUUUUCAGAGGAUACCUCACAAGAUCAGAUAUUUGAAACGGUGGAAUCUAUAGUGGGAAGAUCUUUAAAGAGUCGCUGUCAUUCCUGUGUGUUGACGUACGGUCAGACAUCAUCAGGCAAAACGCACACUAUGAUGGGAUUUCCUCACGAUCCUGGGUUAACUCCCAGAUUGUGCCGGCGAAUUUUUAAAUACUUCGAAGAAGGUGCUAUAGGAGAGGAGGCAGCUCGCAUGAAAAUCACUGUUAGUUAUUUGGAAAUUUAUAACGAAAAAGUAGCCGAUCUGCUGAGCAACGACUACCAAUCAACAAAGGUUGCAAAUUUGAAAGUGAGAGAACAUCCUAAACGAGGACCAUAUGUCGAAGGUUUAUCCGAGCAUGAUGUUUCAAACGACAUUGAGCUUCUUGAACGUUUAGAGGCGGGUACCGCCAAACGUAGAGUUGGAUUUACUUCGACUAAUCCCAAAUCUAGUAGAAGUCAUUCCGUUUUCUCGGUUACUUGCGAUGGCGUAAAAUUACACUUGGUGGAUUUGGCUGGAAACGAGAGAGCUGGAAGUCCGGGAUACGGCCCAUCAAGGUUCAGAGAAGGUGCCAAUAUCAACAAGAGUCUUGUUGCAUUGGGAAAUGUCAUCUCGGUACUAGCGGAGCAUUCCAGACCAUCGACCAGGAACAAGUUCGUGCCGUACCGUGACUCAGUGCUGACAUGGCUGUUGAAAGACACCCUUCAAGGGAAUUCCGAAACUGUAAUGAUUGCCACGAUUUCACCAUCAAGUUCAUGCUAUAGUGAGACUAUAAAUACUCUGCGGUUUGGACAAAGAGCCAAGCUUAUCGUUUACAAACCUGUAGCCAUUGAAGAUCCCAAGGAGAGGACCAUCCGAGAAUUAAGAGCGGAGAUUGCAAAGUUGCGGGAGUUACUUGCAUCGACGCACCAAGUAAGUUCUAUAGACUGUGUUCACAAGCAAAUGACAAACGACAAAUUGGAUAAUACGGAGUGCCUAACCGAAAUACGCGACCCAAAGGAAGAAGAGCAGCAAGAGUCACACGAGCGCAGAGAUGCGUAUGCUGCACCAACCAACUUAACACCGACCAAGCCCGAAGCGUUCCACGCAAACCUGCAUCUGGUUCCCACGAUGGAAGUGACCAGUUCGGUUACUCCUCACCGACCUAACACGCUCUCCAGAAUGUGCAGUUUCGACAGGACAUAUAGCGUCGAUUCGGAAAACUCCAAAACGUUCAGUUCGCAGGAAUCGUUACAAUCGCCGAAACACAGCAAGUCGACGAAAAGUUCUUCAACUACCAACUCCAGGGAAUCUCUACCAGGUACCGCUCAAAGACGCUCCUCGGUAUCUAACUUUUCCGUGCCGACCAAGCAAACUUCCCUAACACUAAAAAGACAAUCCAUCAACAAAUCCAACCCAUCUUUGAACAAACCAAAUCCGUCGUCGUCUUUGAAGACGAUCACCCAGCGGAGGAUUCUGGGCAGCGUUCAGAAGAACGCCGAAGUGGUGGAACUAAAAAACGUCGUACCUAAGGUCGAUACGAACAGAAAAGCGUUGACCAAACCCAGGUCUCAUGUAGUUGCCGCCGUCACGAACCGCCUUUACAGCAAAGUAAACAAAAAGGAAGCUUCCACAAGUACUGAAAACGCUUUGCUAUUGAAAACUUCGACGCCGGCUAAGUCGCGCUUGAGGGAACUUACUCAGAGGGCGCUGAAGGCGUACAAGAACCGCCACGUCGAAACACAGACUGACAAUUGUACGGUUCUGAGGUUAAAAGAGGUCGGCACCGAUUGCACAGGGUUGAAACGCGACCUCGUGGAAAUAAAGGACGCGUCUACGUCCGAUCGACGUGACACCAGGGACGUUGAAGUGGAAUGCACCCUUUUGGGUGGAUUUAUCGCCCCAGACGUAAAGACCGGCUUAGUUUUGACGCGUUCCUGUGGGGUUCAAGCUACAGAGGAACGAAGCGCUGGGGUGUCUUUCACCAAGUACUUGACGGAAAAUCAGGCAAAUCCCAUAUUCGCAGACUCGGUGAAUAUAAAUAUAUCGCACAAUUACGUGAACGCGAAUAGAGCCAACAGUUUGUCGGAUGAGAGUUUGAACCGGCAACGACAAUCUUUUAACACGCCCGAUCUUAUUAGCAAUCACAACUCCCUGGAGCAACAUCCUAGCCCCGAUACGGCCGAAAUUAAAGAAUCAUCCAAAGUGUGUUUCGCUAUGGGCGAUCUUUUAGAGGACGCAUCCGAGCAGGUCGAGGUCUCCUCCGAGAUGAUUCGCAUGGCUAAAGCAGGUAUUCUGGAGACUCUAGAUGAUAAAUAUCAUUUAACCAAGGUCGAUGUUUUAUCCGCUCACGCUGCCGAGAUCCAGUCUAACGUUUUCCGCGAAUGUUGCGUCGCGAUGAAGGACUUUCUACCCGAUUUAGUAAAUGCGACGUUGGUAAAAAUCGAAGAACCCGAAUAUUGUCCAGUGAUAAUACGACAGCCAGCAGCCAGGCAGUCUUCUACGACAAUCCUUCUCGAACCGAAAAUAUUCAACAGCUCCAGUGAAUCUAGUUUAGAUCUGUUCUCGGAUGUUGCUGAAUCAGUGGUGUUUCAUAAAGGGCAGUCUUCGAAAAAAUCGAAAAGCAAAAACGAAAGACUGAUAACGGCCAUGUCAAAUUUUAUGGAAGAAGCCACGACGCUAAUGAAAAACUUGACAAAAACCGCGAGCCAAUUGGAAAUCGGUUCGCAUAGGCACUGUUUCGAAGACUGCAAUUUACGCGUAACGGUUAACGACAUCGAAGGUCUUGACGAAAUCAAGAGAAGACGGAAGAAAGCUGUGAGGGAAUCCAGCAGCACUCAAACUGAACAGCCGUCGAGAGAGAGUUGUUGUUCUCAAACGUCCGAUGAUUUUUUGGACCUCAUAGUGCCUAUCAACAAGUACGAAGUUCUUUUGCAAGAUUCCUGCAAGAGACUGGAGGAGAAGAUAAAUAAGAUUUCGCGACCCGUGAGUGUAGCGUCGGCUGACUGUGAACAUCAACUUCAUGAACACUUUUCGAGGGCGAAAUAUUGGGAUUUGAGCAACCUUGAGGUUGAAGAUUCCAGUUUGGAAAGUAACCCGGUAACAUUUUCAGACUACGGUAGUCUGCCGAGGAAAACUUACAAGAGGCGCAGGACGCCCACUUGCAGUCCAAGUGCAUUUUUAAAACAAUUGACAAAUAUGAGAAAACGAGUUAUAGAGUCUUCGAGGGAAGAAUUGUUGCACAGCAGUGGCAAGCAAUACGAAUAAGCGACAAUUAACUCCAAAAUAUUAAUUUCUUUCGUUUUAUGUUAUCAUAAACUUAAUAUUAUGCGAAAUGUACGUAUUUAUUAGUAUACGUAUAGAUUCAAAAAAAUGAAGUAACCUAUCGGGAAUAAGUCAUAUAACCAUUUCAUUUUAUAAUAGAUGCCAUCGGCCAUAAAACAACUGGUUAUAAAUCAAAACUAAAUUUUUUACAUAAAUUAAUAACAUACAGGGUUUUGAAAAUGGGAUUUCAAUAAAAUAAAAACAUCAAAUUCUAAAUUUGUGUUUCUGAAUGAGAAAACACACUUGUUAUGGUAUUUUUGAACCAUAUUCUCACACCUCUCAUUUUUCUUUUCUCUUCCUGGUACACCCAAUAAGAAAGCUAGUUUUUAUUGUUUCAGUUUGAUAUUUUUAAAUAUUACGCAUAUGCUAUACAACGCAGUUCCUGUGAACAUUAUAUUCCAAAGGACUGGACACAUGUAUUUUCGACUUGUGUGAAAAAAAUGCAAAGCAAUUUGAUGUGACUUUUUGUGCAAACCUUCGCUUUUAAAUAAUUCAAUUAUUUUGGAAAAAGGUAACAGUAUAUUUGGCGACUUUUUUCUGCUGCACCCACAAAGGUUAUAUAGAUCCAUCCACAUCUCAAAAAUAAUAUUUAUGAGAAGGUAACAAAAGCCUUAAUUUUGAAAUCAAGAUACGUUAAAACUUUAAAAAGUUGCAUUAAACUGAUAUUUUAAUUUCCCGCAAAAAUGCACAAGUCUAUUCAAGUCUGGAUGCGGAAAAAAUGUAGACACUCCUUUGAAUUUAUUAAAUUAUUAAUUAUUAUUAAACUCGUUUAAUUUAAGCUAAUAUAGUUACUACCCUGCGUGUAAAAAUAUAUUUUUGUAAAUUGUAUCAUGAACCUACCAAGAUUCUGCAUAUCUGUUUCAUACCUCGAAAACACAUUUGGAUGAUUGUUGACGUGACCGCAAGCCAUACUAGCCGCUCUGUUGCUCUGUAUAUUUGAUUUGAAGGUUACGUUAGAUUCUAUAAUUUUCCCAAUAAACCAUUUACUUAAAAAAAUAAAUACUCACAAAAUCUGUCAAGUCCACUCAAAGACUGAAAUUUGGUAGAUUUGAUCGAAUUAUAGCAUUAGUUUUGAAGAAAGUUUUUAUUGAACAUUCACAUACUUUAAUUGGAUUUUUGGUUAGUAUAGUUCAUUUUCGUUUAAAUUAAAACAUUUAAAAUGUUUACUCCUAUUAUUCCCCUGUUUUUAUAAUUAAUGGAAUAACAAAUUUGUAAUGGACCAUAAUAACAUUCAGGUAAAGACUGCGCCUGCUUUUGUACCAUAUUUAAGCACAUGAUAGUAUAUAGAAUCGAUAUUUUUAUUUAUAACACAAUUAUGUUUAAAUUUGUCUUUAACUUACAAAUAUAUUCAUACAUUUUCAGAAAUAGGAAUUACUUUUGAACUUACCGUGACUUUCAUUCUUCAUUUGCGCAUACGCAAAUCCGCAACUUGAUCUUUGUGUCU
Molecule: messenger RNA, 5053 nt
Organism: Cylas formicarius (sweet potato weevil)
Lineage: Eukaryota; Metazoa; Arthropoda; Insecta; Coleoptera; Brentidae
Exons: 9
Coding region: 115-3552 (1145 amino acids)
Biological process (GO): microtubule-based movement
Cellular component (GO): kinesin complex; microtubule
Molecular function (GO): ATP binding; ATP hydrolysis activity; microtubule binding
Source: RefSeq, a predicted model, not a curated record